CGGCGCGGCGCGGAGCAGCCGGUCCGCGGCCGCUCCGUCCCCGCCCCGCAGCCGCCCGGCCGCCGCGACCCCCGAGCCCCCGGUGCGCGAUGCGGCUGCGGGGGUACCGGCACCGGGAGCGCGGUCGGUCAAGGUGCCCAUGGUGCUGCUGACACGGCUUGACCCAUCCGCCUAUCUGCGGUCCGCGACCGGCGGGGAGCGGCACGCCGCGGAGCCUUAGCAGGGGAAGGAGAAGGAGCCCCUGGAGCGGCUUUAUCGUGUGGAACCGCUGCUGGGGAGAGGUGGCUUCGGCUCCAUCUACUCGGGGGUCCGCCUGUCCGACGGCGCCCCGGUGGCGAUCAAACGGGUGGCUCGGGAGCGCAUCUCCUCAUGGGGCGAGCGGCCCAGUGGCACUCGCAUUCCAAUGGAGAUAGCAAUGAUGAGGAAGGUGCGCUCCGGCUGCAGUGCCAUCAUCCAGCUCCUCGAUUGGUUUGAGCUGCCCAACUGCUUCCUGUUGGUGCUGGAGCGUCCAGACCCAUCGCAGGAUCUCUCUCGCUUCAUCAAAGAGUGGAGGGUCUUGCCUGAGGAUCUGGCGUGGGGCAUUUUCAUGCAGGUGUUGGUGGCUGUGCUGCACUGCCACGGCUGCGGUGUCCUGCACCGAGACAUCAAGCCCAAGAGCAUCGUUCUCAACCUGGGCAUGGGAGAAGUCAAGCUUAUUGUCUUCGGCUGCAGCACCUUCCUUAGGGACACGGUGUACACCAAAUUUAGCGGAACACCUGUGUUACCGCCAGAGUGGUUCCACUACCACUGCUACCACGGCCGUCUGGCGGUGAUCUGGUCCCUGGGUGUGCUGCUUUAUGAGAUGAUCUGCACGGUCGUCCCCUUCCGGCGCUGCAAGGACAUCAUCCGCGGGCAGCUCUUCUUCCGGCGCCAGAUCUCUGCCGAAUGCCAGCACCUCAUCAAGUGGUGCUUGUCCAUGUGCGCUUGUGACAGACCAUCCCUGGAGGACAUCUUCAACCACCCUUGGCUGCAAAGAUCCUCCUGCCCCAGGAGCCAGCAGCCGGGCAAUGAGGAGCAGCACAGGAAGCCAGAGGAGCAGAGACAUGAUGUGGUGGCAGAACAACAGACAAUGCAGCUACUCCAACACCAGCCACAAGCACUGGGGCUAUUCCAACCACAGCGACAGGCACUGCUGGUAUUCCAACCCCAUCAACAAGCAGUGAGGCUUCUCCAACCCAAGCCUUAAGAACUGUGUCUACUCCAACCAGGGUGACAGGCACAUCGGCUACGCCAUUGGCUACGCCAACACACAAGGACAGGUGCUGUGGCUACUACAACUCCAGCGACAUGCACGACAAGUAUUCCAACCAUGGCAGAAAGCACUGCAGCUGCUCCAACGCCAGCCACAAGCACUGCAGCUACUACAUACCAACAACAGGCAUAAACAUUGCAACUAUUCCAACCACUGCAACAAGCACUGCAGCUACAUCAGUGCCAGCCACAGCUGGAGCUGAUGGGGCUAUUCCAAUAUCUGAGACACACACUGCUGCUACUCCAACCCCAUCGACAAGUAGUGAGAUUUCUCCAACCCUGGCCAUAAGAACUGUGUCUACUCCAACCAUGGCAACAGGUACAUCAGUUACUUCAACACCAGGGCAGGUGCUGUGGCUACUACAGCUCCAGCAACAUGCACUGCAGGUAUUCCAACCCUGGCAACAAGCACUGCAGCUACUUGAGCGCCAGCCACCACUGUGGCUACUCCAACCCCAUUGAUGAGCAGUGAGGCUUCUCCAACCCACAGCCACAAGCAGUGCGGGUACUCCAAGUACUGCAACAGACACAUCAGCCACUCAACUGCCAAGGACAGGCAGUGUUGGUACUAUAAGCCCAUGCACUGUGGCUAAUUGAGACCCAGGCACAAGCACUGCAGCUACUCCACCGCCAGUUCUCUGCUCUGCAGCUACUCUAACUCUGGGAGGGAGCACUGCCGCUACUCCUAAGGCUGCAACAUAUGCAGUGGCUUUGUAAACGCCAGCCACAAGCACUGCAGCUACUCCAGUGCCAGCCACAAGCACUGCAGCCUCUCCAACGCCGGUGACACACAUUGCUGUUACUCCAACCCCAUCAACAAGCAGUGAGGCUUCUCCAACCCAAGCCAUAAGAACUGUGUGUACUCGAACCAGGGUGACAGGCACAUCGGAUAUGCCAACACCAAAGACAGGUGCUGUGGCUACUACAACUCCAGCAACAUGUACUAGAGGUAUUCCAACUAUGGGAAGAAGCAGUGAGGCUUCUCCAACACCAGCCACAAGCACUGUGGCUGCUCCAAUGUCAGCCACAAGCACUACGGCUGCUCCAACCUCAGAGACAGGGACUGCGACUACUACAUGCCAACAACAGGCAUAAACACUGCAGCUAUUCCAACCACUGCAACAAGCAGAGCAGCUGCUUCAGUGCCAACCACAGCAAAGCGGCUACUCCAAUGCCUGUGGCAGACACUGUGGCUACUCCAACCUCAUCGACAAGCAGUGAAGCUUCUCCAACCCAAGCCACAAGCAUGCGGGUUCUCUAAGUACCGAGAUAGACACAUCGGCUGCUCAAACACUAAGGACAGGCACUGUGGCUACUACAACCAUUUCAACAUGCACUGUGCCUAAGCCAAUCCCAGCCACAAGCACUGCAGCUAAUCCAACACCAGUUUUCCGCCCAGAAGCUACUCCAACUCUGGGAAAGAGCACUGCCGCUACUUGCAGGCCUGCAACAUAUACAGUGGCUACGUCAACCCCAGCCACAAGCCCUGCAGCUACUGCAGUGCCAGCCACAAGCACUGCAGCCUCUCCAACGCAGGUGACACACACUGCUGCUACUCCAACCCAUCCCCUCCUUUCCUUCUCCUUCUCCUUCUCCUUCUCCCUUCCUUUCCCUUCCCUUCCCUUCC
Strigops habroptila (Kakapo) is the source of this 2917-nucleotide messenger RNA. RefSeq names its product serine/threonine-protein kinase pim-1-like. Gene Ontology annotation, biological process: protein autophosphorylation; negative regulation of apoptotic process. The record is from RefSeq and is a predicted model, not a curated record. NCBI's taxonomy places the organism in Eukaryota, Metazoa, Chordata, Aves, Psittaciformes, Psittacidae. Gene Ontology annotation, cellular component: cytoplasm. Gene Ontology annotation, molecular function: protein serine/threonine kinase activity; ATP binding.